Entrophospora sp. SA101 is the source of this 480-nucleotide messenger RNA. Lineage: Eukaryota; Fungi; Glomeromycota; Glomeromycetes; Entrophosporales; Entrophosporaceae. The record is from the annotation of a GenBank genome assembly.
AUGUUGAAGCUUUGCGAAGAAUACGAAGCUGAGGAAUCGUUAAUAAACGAGCUUCUAGAACAAAAUGACAUUUUAAAUCAUUUGGACAAUUUGCUCUCGAGAACCACGGAAGCUUUGGAUAAUCAUUUUAAUUUCGAUAGAGAUAUAGAAGCUUUGGAUACCAGCUUCAACAAUGACAGUAUCAGAGACGAUGAAUCUUUAAUAUCGUAUGAGACUACUCAUGUUAUUCCCCUAACAUUAAAUGAAGAACAGAGGAAUAAUAGAAGAAUUUACAGUAUUAAACUCUCUGACUUUCCUACAGGAACAUCUGCAAGAGACUUGCAUGAUAUUAUUGCUGCACCCGAACAAUUACAAGGUUUGUCAUAUGCUUACAUGAAUUGUGAAACAGAUGAAGAUUUAUUUAACGCAACAGCCAAAGAUUACAACUUUUUAUUGGUGUGGAGAAGAUACCAAAACUUGUCAUAUAUGUGGAUCACCUGA